UUCAAUGAUGUACAUGUGAAAUUCAGCCAAGAAGAGUGGGCCUUGCUGGAACCUUCCCAGAAACAACUCUACAAAGAUGUGAUGCUAGAGACCUGUGAAAACCUCACUGCUAUAGGCUACAAUUGGGAUGACCAUAAUAUUGAAGAACAUUUUCAAAGUUCUACAAGUAAUAAAAGGCAUGAAAGCAGUCAUACUGGAGAGAAACCCUUUAAAUGCACUCUAUGUGGGAAAACCUUCCCCUAUAUCACUGUUCUUAUAUGGCAUAAAAGAACACACACUGGAGAGAAGCCUUACAAAUGUAAUCAAUGUGGUAAAGCCUUUGCAAAAAGCAGUCAGCUCAUACGGCAUAAAAGAACACAUACUGGAGAGAAACAUUAUGAAUGUAAUGAGUGUGGCAAAGCCUUUGCACAAAACAGUACUCUCUUAAGACAUAAAAGAACACACACUGGAGAGAAACCUUAUGAAUGUAAUGACUGUGGCAAAGCCUUUGCACAAAACAGUACUCUCUUAAGCCAUAAAAGAACACACACUGGAGAGAAACCUUAUGAAUGUAAUGAGUGUGGCAAAGCCUUUGCACAAAACAGUACUCUCUUAAGCCAUAAAAGAACACACACUGGAGAGAAACCUUAUGAAUGUAAUGAGUGUGGUAAAGCCUGUGCAAAAACCAGUCAUCUCAUGAGCCAUAAAAGAAUACACACUGGAGAGAAACCUUAUGAAUGUAAUGAGUGUGGCAAAGCCUUUGCACAAAACAGUACUCUCUUAAGCCAUAAAAGAACACACACUGGAGAGAAACCUUAUGAAUGUAACCAGUGUGGUAAAGCCUUUGCACAAAACAGUCAUCUCAUAAGCCAUAAAAGAACACACACUGGAGAGAAACCUUAUGAAUGUAAUGAGUGUGGCAAAGCCUUUGCACAAAACAGUACUCUCUUAAGCCAUAAAAGAACACACACUGGAGAGAAACCUUAUGAAUGUAACCAGUGUGGUAAAGCCUUUGCACAAAACAGUCAUCUCAUAAGCCAUAAAAUAACACACACUGGAGAGAAACCUUGUGAAUGUAAUCAGUGUGGUAAAGCCUUUGCAAAAAACAGUCAUCUCAUGAGCCAUAAAAGAACACACACUGGAGAGAAACCUUAUGAAUGUAAUGAGUGUGGCAAAGCCUUUGCACAAAACAGUACUCUCUUAAGCCAUAAAAGAACACGCACUGGAGAGAAACCUUAUGAAUGUAACCAGUGUGGUAAAGCCUUUGCACAAAACAGUACUCUCUUAAGCCAUAAAAGAACACACACUGGAGAGAAACCUUAUGAAUGUAAUGAGUGUGGUAAAGCCUGUGCAAAAACCAGUCAUCUCAUGAGCCAUAAAAGAAUACACACUGGAGAGAAACCUUAUGAAUGUAAUGAGUGUGGCAAAGCCUUUGCAGAAAACAGUCAUCUCAUAAGACAUAAAAGAACACAUACUGGAAAGAAACCUUAUGAAUAUACCCAAUCUGAUAAAGCCUUUGCACAGCAGAGCAGUCUCCAAAAACAGGAAAAGACACACAGUGGAGAGAAGCCUUGUGAGGGUAAUUAGUGUGAUAAAGCCUUUGCAUGUAACAAUCAUCUC
Meriones unguiculatus (Mongolian gerbil) is the source of this 1599-nucleotide messenger RNA. Its product is annotated as zinc finger protein OZF-like. The transcript is spliced from 3 exons. Lineage: Eukaryota; Metazoa; Chordata; Mammalia; Rodentia; Muridae. The annotation marks the transcript as partial. The record is from RefSeq and is a predicted model, not a curated record. Gene Ontology annotation, biological process: regulation of transcription by RNA polymerase II. Gene Ontology annotation, molecular function: DNA-binding transcription factor activity; RNA polymerase II cis-regulatory region sequence-specific DNA binding.